This is a messenger RNA of Mytilinidion resinicola, 5193 nucleotides long. Its product is annotated as phospholipid-translocating P-type ATPase. NCBI's taxonomy places the organism in Eukaryota, Fungi, Ascomycota, Dothideomycetes, Mytilinidiales, Mytilinidiaceae. The record is from RefSeq and is a predicted model, not a curated record. The coding region runs from base 100 to 5193 and encodes 1697 amino acids. The transcript has 4 exons. Gene Ontology annotation, biological process: endocytic recycling; post-Golgi vesicle-mediated transport; intracellular protein transport. Gene Ontology annotation, cellular component: plasma membrane. Gene Ontology annotation, molecular function: ATP binding; ATPase-coupled intramembrane lipid carrier activity; ATP hydrolysis activity.
UCGUACCACUACCGGCUCUCCAUGUCUCCAUUCUAGCCGCUUCCUAAACCACACAAUUCGUUGAGGCAAGCUUUCCUUACAUCGGCAUGCGAUGCGACAAUGACAGGAGGUGACGAACCCCCGGAAUACAAUCGCGAUGGCCUCCGGCGGCGCCAAUCGUCCCAUCAUGAGGACGACGAGGACCUGCUCGCAGCCGCGCAAACAGUGGCGCCAGUCUCGCCCACCACCUACCACGUAGAGCCUCCCCGACGAGCAGCCACGGAUCUAGACGCGGUCGUGGCCUCGACUUCUUCCGCGGUGGAUAAUGACGCGAGGACAUCCAUACCCAGGCCUUCCAUGGAUGCGGGGCCGCGCGUCCGGUUCUCAACAGACGUUGAGAGGCAGCUCCCGUCCCAAUCGAAUAGGAACUCAAUCGGUGCUGUAAUGGACAUUGGUGGCGAUGGGCGGAGGGGUUCGCUGCCGAAGAUGAAGUCUGGGGCGCCGGAAUUGAGAGUUGACACCCAAGGUGGCGCUGCGGCAGGAGAUGCCCCGAUACUGGGCCAUGGAAUGGUUCGUUCACCCACAGCCAUCACCUCACCGGUGUCACCGAUUGCUGCCUCGCAGAAAUCGCCCAUGUCACCUGCGGCACGUUAUCGAGGUUAUUCGCUACGUCAGGCGCUGUUCCGUAGAACAAUUGAGGACCACGCCACUUCACCUGGAUCCCUUAUAGAGAUGACAGAUACGGCUGGAUCGUCGAGUCAAGUAUCGCCGGUUCAGCCGGAUGGCGCCCACGAUCGCAGUUCGCCAAACAAAAAACGGGAGUCGACAGUCCUCGUUACACCAGUGGCCAUGGAUUAUGGAGAACUACCUGAUAGGACCAAACCCAAGGGCUCCAAGGGGACCUCUGCACUGCCGAAUUGGGAAAGCUGGGUGGAAAAGAAAAGCAGGAGGAGCGCAAUCUCUCGAAAAGUUCGUGACUUUACAACCAAAACGAAAAAGUUUGUUCUACGGAUCCAGGAGAUACCUCCUAGCAAGGACGGCAGACACAUUGAUCUCGACUGUUCGCGAAAAGAACCUCUGAUCGACGAGAGAACCAAUAAGCCUUACAUCAGUAAUUAUAUCCGCUCAACCCGCUAUUCGGCCUGGAACUUUCUACCCCGGCAAUUGGUUGCGCAGUUCUCCAAACUUGCAAAUUUCUACUUCCUGUGUGUUUCUAUCCUGCAGAUGAUACCUGGUCUCAGCACCACGGGUACUUACACGACGAUUGUGCCGUUGAUUUUCUUCGUGUGCAUAUCGAUGGGCAAGGAAGGAUAUGAUGAUUUCAGGAGACACAAGCUUGAUAAGGCUGAGAACAAUCGCGAAGCUAAAGUCCUGCAUGUGUACAAGAACACCGGAUCUACGGACGAAGAAAGCAUUCCAACUUCUCCUUUAGGCACCAUUGGACCUCUACACUGGGCGACGACGAAAUGGCAUAACCUCCAGGUCGGUGAUGUUGUAAAGCUGGAUCGAGACGACACUGCCCCAGCCGACCUUGUUAUCUUGCAUUCAGAGGGAGAAAAUGGCAUUGCAUAUGUGGAGACUAUGGCUCUCGACGGAGAGACUAACCUCAAAAGCAAGCAAACAGCGACCUCUAUGAGCAAAUUCCUUACUACCCAGGAUGAUGUUGCGAUAUGCAACGCAGAGUUCGUGGUCGAAGAUCCCAAUCUCGAUCUAUACAAUUUUGAAGGCCGAGUCAGGGUCAACGGAGAAACAGCACCGCUCACUACCGCUGAGGUCAUAUACCGAGGUAGUAUCCUCAGGAAUACUCCAAAUGCCAUCGGAAUGGUCAUCUACUCUGGUGAGGAGUGCCGCAUUCGCAUGAACGCCAACAAGAAUCCUCGCAUCAAAGCUCCUUCACUCCAGAGCAUCGUAAACAAGGUCGUCAUCAUCAUCGUCAUUUUUGUCAUUGCACUUGCGAUCUUCAACACCGUCGCGUAUCGCAUCUGGUCUAAUAAGACAGAAGACAAGUCCUGGUAUCUAACGAAUGCUGAUGUGGCGUUCUUCCCCAUCCUUACCUCGUUCAUCAUCAUGUUCAAUACCAUGAUCCCGUUGUCCUUAUACGUGAGUUUGGAAAUUGUCAAAUUGGCGCAGAUGUUCUUUCUCAACGACAUUGAUCUGUACGAUGCCGAGUCUGAUACCCCCUUGGAAGCGCGAACCUCGACUAUCAAUGAGGAGUUGGGCCAGAUCAGUUACAUCUUUUCCGAUAAGACCGGUACACUCACAGACAACUCCAUGAAGUUCCGGAAGUUGAGUGUGGCUGGCACUGCUUGGCUUCAUGACGCAGAUCUGCAGAAGGACGCGGCCAAAAGGAAGCUUCUAGAACCCAGGAAGAAGAAGAACAAGGGCAAAGGCAAGAAGCCAGCUAGGAAAUCCCGUGAUGUUGAGGCCGUUGAAGAGUCACUCGCACUCCGAGAGCAUGUAGUGGACCCAGCCAACACCAGCCGCUCGUCAAAUGAAGCUGCUAGCGCCAGCGGGCUUCAUAGGAACGGGUCAAACUGGAAAUCGACAGCACGACCUGGAAAGGCUCAACCCGAGCUUCUUACAAAGGAUAUGCUUCGUUAUAUCCAGCGCAAGCCGUAUACCCUGUUCGCCAAAAAGGUCCGAUUGUUUCUUCUUUCUCUAGCACUCUGCCACACGUGCCUUCCAGAGACGCGGGAGAAUGGAGAGAUCGAAUUCAUGGCAUCCUCGCCAGAUGAACAUGCUCUUGUGCAUGCUGCGCAAGAGAUGGGGUUCCUGGUCACCAACCGCGACUCUCGCACAAUCACAUUGAAGAUAAUGCCAUUGGGCAAUGACGCGGAACCAGUGCUAGAGACAUAUGAUAUCCUAGAUGUCAUUGAGUUUUCAAGCAAGCGAAAACGAAUGUCUAUCGUUGUUCGUUUUCCAGAUCAGCGAAUUUGCAUAUUCUGCAAAGGCGCCGACUCUAUUGUUAUGCAGAGGCUCAAGCUUGCAACCCUUGCAAAUAAGAAGGUCGUCGAGAUUGAGCGCCGCGCGAGCAAAAGAAAGAGCUUGGAAGCACAGUACGCCAUUGCACGGAAAAGUGAGCAAAUUGAGCGCAAGAGCAGUGUUAGUGGUCGAAGAAGCAUGACCGUCAGCGGUGCGGCUCGAGCGAGCUUCACCAUCGGGCGGGCUAGCACUACACUCAAUCGCGGCAGCGUCAGCGGGAAUCGCUUGAGCAUGGUCGGCACUGUUCAACAACCGGUUCGUGACGAGAUAGAUCAGUGGUUGACUGAGCGCGAGCGAGACGUGGAUAUCUCCUCAGUCGAGGAGAAUAGCAUGUACUAUUCUCCACGCCCUUCAGCUCAGCUCGGCCGACAGUCUCUCGCCCUCUCCUUCAGUUCCGAUCCCCGAAAUUCGAUGCAGAUUGAAGAGAUGGAUGAGUUUGUCGAAGAGUCUCUGGUGGCGGACGAGACAGCAGCGAUCGAGCGCUGCUUCCAACAUAUUAACGACUUCGCGACUGAAGGAUUGAGAACGUUGCUUUACGGCUACCGGUUCAUUGACGAGCAGGAAUACAUUUCGUGGAAAAAAGUCUAUCUCGACGCAACUACGAGUCUCAUCAAUCGUCAAGACAUGAUUGAAUCCGCGGGCGACCUCAUCGAGCAGAAUCUCGAUCUCGCGGGCGCUACCGCUAUCGAAGACAAACUUCAAAAAGGCGUCCCAGAGUCCAUCGACAAGCUCCGCCGCGCGAGCAUCAAGAUGUGGAUGCUGACAGGCGACAAACGUGAGACAGCCAUCAACAUCGGCCACUCCUGCCGCCUGAUCAAAGACUAUUCCUCCGUCACGGUCCUGGACCAAGAAAGCGGCGAAGUCGCACAGUACAUCGCCGACGCCAUCCUGGGCAUCAACGGCGGCAAAGUCGCGCACUCGGUCAUCGUCGUCGACGGCCAAACCCUCGCCACCAUCUACGAAGACAAGCACCUGACCGCCCUCUUCUUCGACCUCGCCGUGCUCGCCGACUCGGUCAUCUGCUGCCGUGCCUCCCCCUCGCAGAAAGCGGGCCUGGUCAAGGGCAUCCGCAAGCGCGUGCGCAAAUCCAUCACCCUCGCCAUCGGUGACGGCGCCAACGACAUCGCCAUGAUCCAGGAGGCCCACGUCGGCAUCGGCAUCACGGGCAAAGAAGGGCUGCAAGCCGCGCGCACUUCGGACUACUCUAUCGCCCAGUUCCGCUUCCUCACGAAGCUGCUCCUCGUCCACGGCCGCUGGAACUACAUCCGCACGUGCAAGUACACCGUCGGCACCUUCUGGAAGGAAAUGCUCUUCUUCCUCACGCAGGCGCUGUAUCAGCGCUGGGCCGGGUACACGGGCACGUCCCUCUAUGAGAAUUGGAGCUUGAGCAUGUUCAACACGCUCUUCACGAGCCUGCCGGUGAUUUUUCUGGGCAUCUUUGAAAAAGACCUCGCGGCGGCGACGCUGCUGGCGGUGCCGGAGCUGUACACCAAGGGCCAGCGGAAUGGCGCGUUCAACUUCACCAUCUACGCGGGGUGGAUGUUCAUGGCGGCGAGCGAGGCUAUGGUUGUGUAUUUCGUCAUGCUGGGCGUGUAUGGCCAGGCGGUGUUCACGAGCGACCAAGGGCUUUUCGCGCUCGGCGACCUGUGCUUCAGCGCGGUGGUUAUUGUUAUUAGCGUUAAGAUGCAACUCAUCGAAACCCACACCCGCACGCUCCUCAUCCUGAUUCCCCUCGUCGCCUCCAUCGGCGGCUGGUGGCUGUGGAACCUGCUCCUCGCGGUGCUCUACAACCCCCACGCGCCCAUCUACCACGUCCGCCAGGCCUUCCUGCACACGUUUGGCGCGAACGCGCUCUGGUGGCUGACGCUCGUCUUGAUACUGGCGUGUGUGGUCGUGUUUGAGCUCGGGGUGGAGAGUUUGAGAGCGACGUUCUUCACGCAGGAUGUCGAUGUGUUCAAGGAGCUGGAGAAGGAUGAGGGGGUCAGGAGGAGGUUUGAGGAGGCGAGUAGGGGGGAGAUGCCGUGGAGCCUGGCGUGGAUGGGGGAGAAAGACGUGGGGAACGGGGAGGAUGUGCUGAGGAAGGUUAACACGCGGGAGGAGGAGGAGAGGCGGGAGGGCGAGGUGGCCGCGUUGUUGGCGAUGCGGCCCGGGCUGGCGGAUGGGGAGCGGGGCAGGGGCGCGGAUGUGGAGGAGGCGCUUAGGGGCGCGUUUGGGAGGGUGAGGGGGGAGUAA